Molecule: messenger RNA, 1320 nt
Organism: Filobasidium floriforme
Lineage: Eukaryota; Fungi; Basidiomycota; Tremellomycetes; Filobasidiales; Filobasidiaceae
Product: mitochondrial carrier protein
Exons: 10
Coding region: 45-1184 (379 amino acids)
Biological process (GO): transport
Molecular function (GO): transmembrane transporter activity
Source: RefSeq, a predicted model, not a curated record
CUCGGCCAGAUCACAUCUCGACCCUUGGCUUUGCCAUAGCGAACAUGUCGACGAGCGUCGCGGCACCGGCGGAAAAGGCCAUCUUGGCACCAAGCUCGAACGUGCAAUAUGCAGGUUUCGCGGCCGGCAUCGCAUCGGGCUGGACUAAACUGAUCGUCGGGCAUCCAUUCGAUACGAUAAAAACUCGUGUACAAUGCGCCCCUCCUCAAGCCUACCGGGGCGCUCUCGACUGUUUCAUCCAGACCGUAACGAAAGAAGGACCACGGAAGCUCUACGCAGGGGCACUCGCGCCCGCUCUGGGGUGGUCGAUCACGGAUUCGAUCCUGAUGGGGAGCUUGCAUAACUAUCGGAGAUGGUUGAAGAAUGCCGGGUUUGGAGAGAGUGAUCCGAAGAAGAUGAAGGGGGUUUUGGAAGUGGGGGACGAUGGAAAGCGGUUGAGUUUGAUGGGGCAUGCGAUAGCGGGGAUGUUUGCCGGAUUUUCGAAUGCCGCCUUCGCUCACCCUAUUGAGACGAUCAAAUCUAAACUACAACUCCAGUUCAGCCUGGACGCCCUGAAGAAACCCUCGACCGCAUCAAUAUCGACACCAGCCCCAGUAUUGACACCGAAUUCGACGUCGACUGGUCAAGUUCGUAGUUAUACUAUAAGCAGUGCAAGUGGGCUGCAUCGGGUACCGAAAGAGCUGUUUCGAGAACGGUAUACGGGACCGAUCAACGUCGUCCAGCAGACCGUCAAGGUCCAGGGGCUGAAAGGAAUGUGGAAAGGAUUCGGAGCGACGCUAUGGUUCAGAAGCAGUUUCGCUUGGAUGUUCGGAGGAUUCGAGUUCUUCAACCGGCAGUUCGCGAAGCUAGAGAACACACCUUAUGCCAUGUCGCAGGGGACUAGCAACUUUAUUGCCGGUGGGAUGGCCAGUAACGCCUACUGGGCCGCAGCGCUACCCGCCGACAACGUCAAGAACAGAAUCAUGUCCGACGGCCUCUCUCAGCCAAAGUACAAGGGAAUCUGGCACGUCGUACAGACCAUCUUGCAUGAAAAGGAUUGUUCAUCGAGGUCAAGGAUGGGGAACUUGUUGGUAGGCGGGACCAACUUUUACCGGGGCGUAUUUCCCGUGGCCUUGAGGGCUUUCCCGACGAACGCUGCUGCAUUGACCGUAUGGGAAGCUGUGAUGAGGUCUUUUAACAAAUGAGUUGGGACAAGGUGGUCAUGAGUCACGUGAUGCGUUCUCGGGGGCUGCCGCUUCGAUUCCGCGAGGUGUAAACAAACAAAAGUAGAUCAUAAACAAACGUACAAACGAUGAAUCUAACUACUACAAGCUAUAAGCU